This is a messenger RNA of Cladocopium goreaui, 2373 nucleotides long. Lineage: Eukaryota; Dinophyceae; Suessiales; Symbiodiniaceae. The record is from the annotation of a GenBank genome assembly.
AUGCUUUCGCAUAUCACCACCUCCCAGGUAAGCACCAAAGAUGUGUCUACCACAAUCAGUGCAUUUGCAGAUGCCGAGGAGGUGUUUGGGUACAUUCAACAGCUCCACAGUGCUGGAUUCAAGCCCAAUGCCGCGCACUUUGCAAGUGCAAUCCGUUCCUGCGCAAAGGUACGCAGCUGGCAAAGAGCACUGGCAUUGUUCAACCUCAUGGCAGAAUGGAGAGUGGAAAGGGACGUUGUGGUCCACAAUGCCGCUCUAACCGCCUGCCGCGGCGGCAGUCGCUGGGAAUUGGCGCUGGCACUGCUCCCUCCCGGAAGGACAACCGUGUCUUACAAUUCAGCCAUCAGCGCCAUGGGUGCCAGCGCCCAAUGGCACUUGGCCCUUGCACUUCUUGCAGAGGUGUCCCUGCAGAGGCUGCAGACAAGCAGCAUAACCUACAGCAGCAGCAUCGGCGCUUGCGAGGCCGCAAGCGCUUGGCAGUCUGCCCUGGAAGUGUUUGCCGCAACGCCCCAAAGUUUUCUGGGCGAUGCUGUGCCGCGCGCGUUGCUUGCUGCCAAAGUUGCCUCGUGGGCCACAGCCGUCGACGUGGUGAACAAAGCCAAGGCUGGCGGAGUUCAAACCGAUGCUUCUUUCUGGAAUGCGGCAGCAGCAGCCUGCAAGGCCUCUUGGCAAACCAGCUUGGCCAUCUGCCCUUCAAACAAGGAGGCUGCACGCAGCUUCAACGAAGGUUAUUGUUGGCAAGCUUCAAUGGCAAUUCUCGAUCUGCUUCCUGGCAAGGGCAUGGCCAGCCCAGAUGCAGCAGCACGUGCUGAAUGCUGGGCAGCAGCCCUAGGCAUCCUUUGGCACACAGGCGCAGAGCCCAGCAUGUCUGACUUAAACUCAGUAGCUGUGGCACUUGAGAAGCAGGGCAUGGAGGAGGCAGUUCAAGACUUGCUGCUUCGUGGCUUCCAGAACCGGCUGCGGCGAAGGCCCUAUGCACCAAGAAGCUUCGUGGCUAAGGCCCAAGAACGCCUCGGAAGAAGAGCUUCUGUUCGACAGCUCCUGCGUUCCGCAGCACGCGAGCCAAAGCGGACAGUGCGCUUGAAUCUGGGAAGAGCAGACGAGGGUCUCUUGCAGCAACUUCAUGCAGACGGUUGGGCACCGCAGCCAUUGCCCUGGUGUGCAGAUGCCUUUGUGGUGCAUGGUGAAUCGUUGGGUCACCACCAGGCGCACCUUUCGGGUCAGCUCUAUUUCCAGGAGCCAACAUCAAUGAUUCCACCGCUUGCUUUGCAAGAGGCUUUGGAUGCCAAGAAGCCAGGUCAAUAUGUACGAGUCUUGGAUCUUUGUGCGGCUCCAGGCAGCAAGGCAAGUCAGCUGGCUAUUUGGUUGCACAACAGGCCUGGUGGAGGCCUGCUGGUGGCCAACGAGCCAAGUGAGGAGCGAGCAGAGAAGCUUCGGACAAAUCUGUUGCGCUCAGGAGUGGUAAAUGUGCUAGUGACUGUCAUGGAUGGCCGCGAAAUGGACGCCUUGGUUCCUGAAAGCUUCGAUGCGAUUCUCCUAGACGCCCCAUGUUCUUGUGAGGGCAACAUACGAAAGGAGCCCAUUGCUUUGCUUCGUGGAGCUGCUUCAUCUGGGCCAAAGAAUCCACUGGUUCUCAAGCAGCAGGAACUACUCCACAGCGCUUGGCAUGCAUUGAGUCCAGGAGGAUGCCUCGUUUAUUCGACUUGUACCUUUGAUGAAUGGCAAAAUGAGAUUCAAUGCAGAAGGUUCCUGGAGGCUUUGGAUGACGUAGAAGUCCUGCAGACAGCUGCACUCGAGGGCAGUAUGCUUCGGGUUUGGCCACACCACUGGGACACGGAAGGCUUCUUUGUCUCCGCUUUCCAGAAGUGUGAGAAAGACAUGCAGGAAGACGUCCAGGAGACUUCGGAGCCCGAAGCGCCUCGUGGAUUUUGUCAGCUCAGUCAGGAACAGCGCUGGGAGGUCCAAAGGCUCGUGAAAGAGUUUGGAAUCUCGCCUAAGACCAUGGUCUCUGGGCCACAAAGUGAGGUUUGGAUGCUGCCCGAACUUGGGAAACUGGAAAAGCUACGGCAGCGCGCAAGGGAGCCUGGCUUGCUGCUGACACGCCAAGAUGAGGCUUCCGCAGAACUGCGACUUGUGGCUGGAGCACCUCUGAAAAACAGCGCUCGUGGCUGGGCGUCCUUGCUGGCUGAUGUGGAGGGCAGCCUCUCAAUGUUGAACAUGUACCUCGACCUUUGUGCCAGUGAAGGGGACUUGCAAGCUGCACAGCGUGUGUACCAGGACAUGCUCAGGCGAGGCUUGAAGCCAGAUCGCAUGACUCGCAGAAGCUUGGCAAAGGCGAGAAGAAGGGAACGCAAUCCAGAGACCCGAAAAAGU